UGGCAGCAAGAACGUUGUUUGUAUAUGUUAGGCAUAGAUAUUCUAUGCUUUGACGGAAUUGGAAAUGAUGAAGAGAAUUGUCAAUUUCUUUUACUUAGGGAUCACUCUGACUUUUUUGGAAAGUUUUUCUGAAGCAAAUCGUGUUUUGGAACUUAGUGACAGGUUUCUAGAAGUUCGUCACCAAGGGGUUUGGUUAAUAAAAUUUUAUGCACCUUGGUGUGGACACUGUAAGAAUUUAGAACCAAUUUUCAACCAAGUGGCUCAGUCUCUUGUUGAUACAAACAUUCAAGUCGGACGAGUAGACUGCACACGUUUCACCAGUGUAGCAACUGAAUUUGGUAUUCGAGGUUUUCCAACAGUCAUCUUUGUCAAAGGUCAUAAGAAUAUAGAAUAUAAAGGAGACCGAACACGUGAAGAAAUUGUCGAUUUUGCAAGAAGAAUGGAUGGACCUGCUGUGAGACAUCUGAAAAAUUGUGAUGACUUUCAAAAAGCUCGUGAGGACCACAAAGUGUUAUUUCUGUAUGUGGAUGGAGAAAAAUUGGAUGAUAGUGGAGAACUUAAAGACCACUUCAUGAGGAAUGCAGAACAACUUCAACCUCAUCACUACUUUUUCACUGUUCAGAAUCAAUGCCUGUCUUUAGUUGAAGGUGUGGCAGUUCCAUCCUCCCCAUCAGUGUAUGUGUUUAAAGACAAUAGGGGAUUCAAAUUUGAAGGAAAGCUAGAUACAGAAUUGAACUCAACACUUAAUACGUGGAUAAAUCAGGAGCGUUUUCCUGCCUUCCUCAAAGUGACCAAUGGAAAUUUUCCUCAGGUUUUAAGAAGUGAAAAAUAUAUUGUAUUGGCUGUGUUAGAAGAGAACCAGAUUGGACAUUUAACUCUAAAAAUGCAAGAAUUCAAAGACCUUGUUGAAGCCAUUGCAGUUAGUAAUAGGGAUCUGUAUCAUCAACAUUUCAUUUUUGGAUGGCUUGGCCAGACGGACCUAGCUAAUUCAGUUGCAAUGAAAGUCCUACCUAUUCCUAGUCUUAUUGUUGUGGACUCCACUACGUAUGAGUAUUAUCUACCAUCUGCUUCAGAAGAAGAAAAGAUUCCAUCUCCUCAAACCAUCAUAGCUCUUCUAGACCAGAUUCUAAAUAAAUCAGCAACCGCUUAUGGUGGAAACACUUUGCUUCACAGAUUGAAGCGUGCUGCAUUUGAAGCAAGUACUUCACUUUCAGCAAUGUGGAAAGGCAAUCCCGUGUUAACAACUGUACUUUUUGGGUUGCCCUUGGGGUUUCUCAGUAUAAUUAUCUACACGUCCUGUUGCAGUGACAUCUUAGAAAUGUCUGAAGAAGAAGAAGACAUUGAAGAGUCUCAAAGACACCACAAAAAAGACUAGCAGUCAACCAACUUCCCACUCAGGGUGAAAAGUUAUGAACAUGAACAGUAUUUUGUCAUUUAUGUUAACAAAACUGAAAUGAGAUGAUAGGAAUAAUAGAGCUUUAUGAUAUGUAUGAUAAGCAUUUUUUUGUUAUUCAGACAAAUGCUUUUUUAGAUAUCUUUACCUGUUCUAAUUUUGUAAAAGAAAUUCCUUACAGUAAUUUUAUGCUAAUAACUUCUAGCCAAAUUAUUCUGAUUCUUAGACUUACCUUUUGGAAAAUACUUCAAGUAGAAACUUCACUUCAGUCAGUUCUUUCAGAUAGUUAAAAUUCAUCAUUUCUUUGAUUACGUUUAACCAUAAUUUUACAUCAUCUAGUGUUUUGUGAAAAAUUUUUAUUGUGAACAUCUUUGUUUUAUCAGACUGGGUAUAACUUGUGUAUUUUCAUAAUGUUUCAAUGGUUUUUCAAGAUAUAUCUGAUUUUAUUGUCAACUGAUUGAGGAUAUGUAAUGGUUUUCACUAGACCCAGCAGAAUAUAUCUGAUUUUAUUGUCAGUUGAUUGUGACUACUUGAAAGUUUUCAUCAGAUCUAGCAGGACAUAUUUCAAUCUAUUGUCAGUUGAUUGUGGAUAUUUAAAAGUUUUCAUCAGAUCUAGCAGGAUAUAACAGAGUUUAUUGUCAAUUGAUUGUGGGUAUUCAAAAGUUUUCAAUAGAUCUAGCAGGAUAUGUCUGAGUUUAUUGUCAGUUGAUUGUAAGUAUUCAAACGUUUUCAUCAGAUCUAGCAGGAUAUAUCUGAGUUUAUUGUCAGUUGAUUGUGGGUAUUCAAAAGUUUUCAUCAGAUCUAGCAAGAUAUAUCUGAGUUUAUUGUCAGUUGAUUGUGGGUAUUCAAAAGUUUUCAUCAGAUCUGGCAGGACAUAUCUCAAUCUAUUGUCAGUUGAUUGUGGAUAUUUAAAAGUUUUCAUCAAAUCUAGCAGGAUAUAUCUCAAUCUAUUGUCAGUUGAUUGUGGAUAUUUAAAAGUUUUCAUCAAAUCUAGCAGGAUAUAUCUGAGUUUAUUGUCAGUUGAUUCUGGAUAUUUAAAAGUUUUCAUCAGAUCUAGCAGGAUAUAUCUGAGUUUAUUGUCAGUUGAUUGUGGAUACUUAAAAGUUUUCAUCAGAUCUAGCAGGAUAUAUCUGAGUUUAUUGUCAGUUGAUUGUGGGUAUUCCAAAGGUUUCCUCAGAUCUAGCAGGAUAUAUCUGAGUUUAUUGUCAGUUGAUUGUGGUAAUUUAAAGGAUUUCACCAGGUCUAGCAAGUUAUAUGUGGUUUUAUUGUCAACUUAUUGUGGGUUUUUAAAGAAUUUUACCAAAUCUAGCAAGAUGUCUGAUGUAUUCUUAACAGACCAAAAACAUGUCAAACUAUUCUACCUAAUACAGAAUAAGGAUUCAAUCUUGUUUAAGAACAUAAUUUAAUGUGUAUUCUGUAAAUCAGCUGGUAACACGUUUUAAAGUGAUAACUUAAUGCUAUAGUUUCUUCCAUAUAUCAGCAGUUCACAACUAAAAAGUGUAUAUUAAUUUUGGUGUGUUAAUGUCUGCUGUAGUCAUGUUCUUAAUUAGCAAAGUGAUAACUUAAUGCUAUAGUUUCUUCCAUAUAUUGGCAGUUCACAACUAAAAAGUGUAUAUUUAUCUAGUUGUGUUAAUGUCUGCUGUAGUCAUGUUCUUAAUUAGCAGGGGCUCAGACUUUCAUAAAUACAGUGUUUAAAUUAUGAAGUAUACAACAAAACACAAUAUCUGCUGGGAAACCUUUAGUAUGUUUUUCACAGUUUUGAAUUUCAUCCACUCUAACUGAUGGAAAAUAAAUUGUUGGGUGUAUGUAUUAAGUAUCCAUAAAAAUGGUGAACGUUUUUCACAAAAAAUAGUAGAAAUACCGAUGUUUGUACUUAAAUGUGAUUUUAUUUUCUGUAGUACAAUAAUUCUUUCUGUAGUUAAAAACAAUUGAUCCGUAUGUGGGAAUUCUUUUGUAUUUUUAAAUCAGUUUGGAAACAUUUUUGUAGUUUUUAUCUUAUUUUCGGUAUUAAAAUAUUUAUUUCUUUUAAAAACAAUAUACUUUUAAUAGUUAAUUCUUAAUUUAAACAAUUUCAUAAAUUAUUAAGUGGGAUGUUCUUAUGACAUUGCUAAUAAUAUCUUCAUAUUAAUAUUUAGAAAUAUUACUUGGCAAGACUCAAGACUUCCUUAUAUUUAUACCAAUAUGUGUAGAUCGUUUAUUUGUGUGUUGUACAAAUAUUGAGUUUUAUGUACUUUUGUAUUAUGUUCAUGUAUUGAAUCCAGAGUUGUCUGUGUAUUGGUGGUCAGAGCCUGUAUUCUAAUGUGGGUUUCAACUGUAACUUUCAAUUAUAUAUGUAUAUAUGUGAGUGAGAACUGUACAUUACUAGGAAGCUUAGCUUUCAUUGAAGCAUUGAUGCUAAAUAUAAAACAUUAUAUAGCUUAUAUCUCCAACUUUCCAAAAAAAAACAGCCAAGGACCUGACCCCUGGUGUCCUCAUAGCUAUUUACAGUCACGUUAAUGGUUGGUGUUUCACACCAAUAAAUCAUGGUGUAAUUAAAAAGGUGUUGGUAUAAAAAUAUUUUCCUGUUAUGAUCUAAGCAAACUUUCCAGCUUGCGUAAUGGUAAUGUUUGAUGAUUGUUUCCUGUGACUUCCAAAAGCAAGUCAUGAAGACUAGUAACAAACUAAAGAUCAAUUUUUACAGAUUUUCUUGUGCAUUACCGGGUAACUGUUAAACACUUUAUCUUUCAUACUUUGGCAGGUUUUCUUUAGCAUCAGAAAAUAAUAUGUUCUGAAUGUUUGAGCUUAAGUUAGUGUCAUAUUAUGUACAAAAGUUGACCCCUCACAUCUGAAAAAUAUCUCUAGUGUUAUUGAGCCAAUGGAAACAAAAUAUAUUAAUCCAGCAGAUGUAAAAAUAUAUAUAGAUUAGUUAGAAAAUUUAUGUAGCCAGGCAUUCGCACGUACGUCCAUGUGUAACAUUGAAAUUUCAAGGUACAAAUUUUCUUUGAUAUGAAAUCUUAACCUUACUGUUGUUUUUUUUUCCCCAAGUAACAUUUAGAAAACAAAUUGUCUGAUCAGAAUGUAAAUUUUUACAAUAUUUUACACUGUCAAUAUGGUUAAUUCUUAAAAGAAUAUAUAUGCCAAGAGAAGGUUAUGAUAAUGUGCCAUUUCAGGCUUAAGUUUCAAUACUUUAUGGAUUAGUUCCA
Limulus polyphemus (Atlantic horseshoe crab) is the source of this 4575-nucleotide messenger RNA. RefSeq names its product protein disulfide-isomerase TMX3-like (gene Tmx3). Gene Ontology annotation, molecular function: protein disulfide isomerase activity. Lineage: Eukaryota; Metazoa; Arthropoda; Merostomata; Xiphosura; Limulidae. The coding region runs from base 65 to 1375 and encodes 436 amino acids. Gene Ontology annotation, cellular component: endoplasmic reticulum. The transcript is spliced from 13 exons. The record is from RefSeq and is a predicted model, not a curated record. Gene Ontology annotation, biological process: peptidyl-cysteine oxidation.